AUGUUGAGGAAGAUGGGCAGAAGGUUCUCAGUGUCUGCGCGUCGUCUGGUGGAUAAAGCGGUCAGCAGGAGGAAGAAGAAGAGAACGAAUCAGCCGCAGCAGCCACCAGGAUCAUUCCCAACCUUUCCAGCGUCGCUGUCGUCUCCGCCGUCUCCGCCGUCCGCCAUGGCCGGUGGGCACCAGGCCCCUUUCCUCUUCCCUGCGUCGAAUUCCUCCGUUCUCCCCGAUCCCUCCGCCUUCUUCGCCCCUCAUCUGCUUUCCUCCCCGCUUCCCACCAAUUCUUUCUUCCAGAACUUCGUCCUCAGAAAUGGCGACCAACCGGAGUACAUCCACCCCUACCUCAUCAAGUCCUCCGGCUCCUCCCUCACAGUCUGCUACCCCUCCCGCUUCGUCGCCCCGCUCUUCAUCUACCAGACCUUCACCGCCGACCUCACCAUCUCCGCCACCGCCGCCAACGGCAGCGGCGGCGCCAGGCACGUCGUUUCUGCCUUCGAUGCUCUCAGCGUGACCCUCGAUCUGCCGCCCCUCCGCUUCUUCCUCGUCCGUGGCAGCCCAUUCGUCACCUGCGCCACCACCACCGCCACCGCCCCCGUCUCUCUCUCCACCGUCCACGCGAUCCUCUCAGUCACCUCCAAUCCCAACCACACCAAACACGUCGUCAAGCUGAACAGCGGCCAGACCUUCCUCUGCUACUCGUCCUCCCCGCUCCGCCUCACCCGGUCCUCCCCCUCCGUCCUCAGCUCCGGCGAGGGCUUCGCCGGCGUUCUGCGCGUCGCCUACCUCCCUAGCCCCAGCUGCGAGCCGAUCCUCGACCGCUUCAGCUGCUGCUACGCCGUCUCCGGCGAGGCCCUUCUCACCCGGGCCUUCUCUGUGGAGUACAGGUGGGAGACCAAGGGCUGGGGGGAGCUCCUCCUCCUGGCUCACCCGCUCCACCUGAAGCUCCUCUCCCGCAGCGGCGGCGGCGCCGUGCUGGAGGAGUUCAGGUACAGGAGCAUCGACGGGGAGCUCGUCGGCGUGGUGGGGGACUCGUGGGUAUUGAAGACGGACCCGAUCCCCAUCACCUGGCACUCCAUCGGAGGCGUCGCCGAGGUCGGCUUCCCGGAGAUCGCUGCCGCCCUGAGGAAGGACGUCGGCGAGCUCGCCGCCAAGCCCAUCGCCACCACCUCCUCCUACUUCUUCGGGAAGGCCGUCGCUCGCGCCGCCAGGCUGGCUCUGAUCGCGGAAGAGGUUUCCUGCCACGAGCUCAUCCCGGCGGUGAGGAGCUUCCUGUCGGCGGCGAUCACUCCAUGGCUGGAGGGGACCUUUGCUGGCAACGGGCUCCGCUACGACCGCCGGUGGGGCGGCGUCGUCUCCGAGCAGGGCCUCGCCGACGCCGGUGCGGACUUCGGGUUCGGCAUCUACAACGACCACCAUUACCAUCUGGGCUACUUCCUCUACGCCAUGGCCGUGCUGUCGAAGCUCGAUCCGGCGUGGGGAAGGAAGUACAUGCCACAGAGCUACGCCAUGGCCGGCGACUUCAUGAACCUCUCCAAGAAGAAGACCUCCUCGAGCUUCCCCAUGCUGCGCUGCUUCGACCUGUGGAAGCUGCACUCGUGGGCCGGGGGGCUAACGGAGUUCGCCGACGGUAGGAACCAGGAGAGCACUAGCGAGGCUGUGAACGGGUACUACGCGGCGGCGCUGCUGGGGAUGAGCUACGGCGACACCCACCUCGUCGCUGUGGGGUCGACGCUGGCGGCGCUGGAGAUCGGCGCCGCCGCGACCUGGUGGCACGUGAAGGAGGGAGGGGGCAUCUACGAGGAUGAGUUCAGCAGGGAGAACCGGGUGGUGGGGGUGCUGUGGGCCAACAAGAGGGACGGCGGCCUCUGGUUCGCGCCGCCGGAGUGGAAGGAAUGCAGGCUGGGGAUCCAGGUGCUGCCAUUGUUGCCCAUCACGGAGCUCCUGUUCAGGGACGUUGGGUUUGUGAGGGAGCUGGUGAGGUGGGCGUCGCCGGCGCUGGGGAGGGAAGGCGUUGGAGAAGGAUGGAAGGGCUUCGUCUACGCGCUGGAGGGGGUCUACGACACGGCGGCGGGGCUGGAGAAGACCAGAGCGCUGUCCCAGUUCGACGACGGGAACUCCCUCUCGAAUAUGCUCUGGUGGCUCUACAGCAGAAGAAAUGGGAGCCAUGGGAGAGGCUGCUGGUUCAGUCUCUAUCACCAGUGA
This is a messenger RNA of Spirodela intermedia, 2199 nucleotides long. The record is from the annotation of a GenBank genome assembly. Lineage: Eukaryota; Viridiplantae; Streptophyta; Magnoliopsida; Alismatales; Araceae.